This is a messenger RNA of Eimeria acervulina, 3048 nucleotides long. Its product is annotated as CAM kinase, CDPK family, putative. Gene Ontology annotation, biological process: intracellular signal transduction; protein phosphorylation. The transcript is spliced from 5 exons. Gene Ontology annotation, cellular component: cytoplasm. The coding region runs from base 1 to 3048 and encodes 1015 amino acids. Gene Ontology annotation, molecular function: protein serine/threonine kinase activity; ATP binding. Lineage: Eukaryota; Apicomplexa; Conoidasida; Eucoccidiorida; Eimeriidae. The record is from RefSeq and is a predicted model, not a curated record.
AUGUGGGGAGAAGCAGCAGCAGCAGCAAGGAGCGGCCCGCAGCAGCAGCCUUGCGCGCAGUCUGCUGCUGGGUUUGCUGCUGCUGCGGCAGCAGCGCGCAUGCGCCGGAAGCUGCUGAGUAGUGGUUGCUGCAUGACUUCAAGUGUGGGGCCCCACAGUGUGGGGACCCACAGCAGCGAAACACCGUCUACAUGCUUCUCUGGCUUCAGCAGCGACACAUGUCUCUCUCGCACGCAUCUGCCCCCUGUCUUUGAUGCUGCAGAGGGUGUCUCCUCUUCCUCGCCCCGUUUGCUGCUGCCAUCAGCAGCAAGAGAGCAGCAGCAGCAGCAGCAGCACGCUGCACUCAACAAGAAACAAAGAGCAGCAGCGCUGCAUGCAGCGAACGCAGCAGAAGCCUUCGAUGCAAAUAAAAAUAUUAAUCACAGCUGCUGCCUCACCCUUGCUGCAGGGGGCCCCGCGGACCAGCGCAGCAGCAAACAGCAGCAGCAGCAACACUACCAGCAGCAGCAGCAGCAGUACCAACAGCAGCAGCAGCAGUACCAGCAGCAGCAGCAGCAGUACCAGCAGCAGUACCAGCAGCAGCAGCAGCAGUACCAGCGGCAGCAGCAGCAGCAGCAUGAAGGCGCUGGUGCAAAGGCAUUGAUUGACGGGAGCAGCAGCAGCAGCAACAGCAGCAGCAGCAGCAGCAACGGCAGCAGCUCGACCCGCUGGCUACAGCUGCCGCUGCCGAGUGUACGUGGAGCUACAGUGUCUCCUCUUGGGCCUCUUAAGAAAGGAGACAUCCUACACUCACCUGUCUCUGUUUUUUCACAAGCAAGCACAAGAAGUGCUUGUCUCUCAUCUGCGUCGUCGCUUGGCAGCUGCAGCCAGCCGCAAACUCCUACUACGAGUUUGCUGCUCUCGGGGGCCCCCUCGCCCCACACCCGCACUCCGGAGGCAGCACCUGCACCUGCAGCAGCAGCAGCAGCAGCAGCAGCAGCAGUUAAUGCACCAUCACAUGAUGCAGCAGCUGCAGGUGGGGUUGUAAACCACCGUGAAGGCUCCAGACUUCGACGCAAAGACACCGCGAAUUAUGAGGUGUACGUACACCCCGCUACAGUCCUCAAGAAGAAGGACCCCACACUUUCAAAUGAUGCUGCUGCUGCUGCUGCUGCUGUCGACGCAGCAACAGCAGCAGCGAAAGCAGCAGCAGCAGCAGCAACAGCAGCUGCAGCAACUGCGGGUGGGGGUAAGAUUGUUGCUGCGGAUGGACCCUGUGCUGUAGGAAGGGGAGAGCAGCAGCUGCUGCUGCCCAGCAGCAGCCCCUCAACGCAAGAUAACUCUGCUGCAACUUCUUUUUUAUCUAGUCCUUCUUCUGUCUCCUCUCCAUCUCCUUUGAGGCUCCCCAUACCUGCGCGGGGCUUGCGGCGGCUGCAGCACCCGCGGCUGCAGCAGCAGGCCGCAGCAGCCCCAGCAGCAGCAGCAGCAGCAGCAGCAGCAGCAACGGGAGCAGCAGCAGCAGAGGAAGUAGAAGGUGCUUCAAGCACAAGGCCUCCGCGCUCGUUAAGGAGGCUGCAGCUGCCCAGGCUGCAGUCUCCACUGUCUCCUUCCUGCUCUUCAUUGGCUUUGCUGCAGCGUAAAGAAGAAGAAGGGGCCUCAGCUUGCUGCGCUCGAUGCAUGCAGCUAGCUGCUGCAGAGGAGCAGCAGCAAGCCUUCCUAUCGGCUCUCAGCAGCACUAACACCACAGCCUGCACAGGCUGCAGCACAUUGGAGGAGACAGUUGAGGGGGAGUCGGGAUCGAGCAGUCCCUUGAAUGAUGCGUUUGCUGCAGCAGCACAAGCAGCACAUGUUGCUGCGCAUGCAGCAGCACAAGCAGCAGCGCAUGCAGCUGUGUUAAAGCGACAAGCAGAGGAAGUGUUGCUGCUGCGCAGCAGCAGCAGCUGCAAGCAGCCUCCUUUCAGUGUAUAUCCAGAUCUCGAUAGAGACAUACACCGCGAGUAUGAUUUAUAUUGCAGGCUCCUAAGCCCAGAAAGAGAUACCUCUGCUGCAGCAGCAGCAGCAGCAGCAGCAGCAGGAGGGGGGGGAGGUAGGGCUCAACAGACACUUAAUUCUGAGCUUCAAGGAGGCAGCAGCAAAGCACCUCAAAACAAAACACAUUUUGUCUUAGGUGAAGGAAGAUACGGUAAGGUGGUGCUUGCGCGCAACAGACGCACGAGAGAAUAUGUUGCUGUUAAAGUCUUAGAUAAACGCCGAGCUCUUGCUGAUGAUGCCUGGGAUUGUAGACAAGAACUCGAAAUGCACAGGAGGCUGCCUAGACACCCGCACGUGGUGUCUGUCUUAGAUGUUUAUGAAGAUCGCAAGCGUCUGUACAUGCUGAUGGAAUUAUGUGAUAAGAAUUCCCUCGUAGACAGAGUUGUUGCAGACGGGGCUUUCACAGAAGAAAGAGCUAAAAUACUAUUCGCUCAAUUGAUUUCUGGAGUGAUGCACUGCCACAGCAACAACAUCGUUCAUAGGGAUUUAAAGCCUGAGAAUAUUUUGUUUGCUCGUGAGGGGGGUUCGAGCAGCAGCAGCAGCAAUAGCAGCAGCAGCAGCAGCAGCAGUGCAGCGGAUAUCUCCGACGAUUACUGGAAGCCUUCUUCCCUGUCUGCUGCUGAGGCUGCUGCUUACGCUCGCUCAUACCCUCAGCAAUAUAAUUCAAAGCAAACAAAUAACACUAGUCAAACUAAGGGGCCCCCCUUCACUGUGAAGAUAACAGACUUCGGCUCCGCCUGCUACGCCGCACCUGGAGAACUGAGCGGCACGGCCUGCGGAACAAUUCAUUACCUGGCGCCUGAGGUGUUGGCAGGGAAUUACUAUGAUGGUUUCCUAAGUGAUGUUUGGAGUUUGGGUGUAAUUUUGUUUAUUGUCGUCUCCGCAACUCCUCCCUUCUUCGGCGAAUCAGACGGAGAAGUCGUGCAGCGCAUCGUAGCAGGGUCAUAUUCUAUGAAGAGUUAUCACUGGAGACAUAUCUCGGAUGAAUGCAAAGACAUCAUCCGGCGUUUGCUUAUUGCAGACCCGCGAUGCAGGUAA